This is a messenger RNA of Yamadazyma tenuis ATCC 10573, 430 nucleotides long. NCBI's taxonomy places the organism in Eukaryota, Fungi, Ascomycota, Pichiomycetes, Serinales, Debaryomycetaceae. The record is from RefSeq and is a predicted model, not a curated record.
GACAGGAUUUUUCAUCACCAACCAUGUCUUCAACUUCAUUCAACCCCAUCAACCCCAAACCGUUUCUCAAAACGCUUCUAAACAAGCGGGUGAUUGUCAGACUCAAAUGGAACAAAACGGAGUACACAGGCAACCUUGUAUCUGUGGACAACUACAUGAACUUCCAGUUGGAUGACGCAUCCGAGACCGCGUACGUCGACGGUAAGAAGACCGCCGAAACGGUGGGAGAGGUGUUUAUACGGUGUAACAACGUUUUGUUUGUUAGAGAAGCCACAGACACAGCCACCGCUGCUGUCCCCGAAAAUGAGGCGGUUGAGGCCAUCGAGAUGGAACAAUAGAAAAUACCUCCCCCCAAAGACGCCCAUAUUCCCCAGUAAUGUAAUUUAAUCUACGACCUAGCUUUUUGUGUCUCCCAAGUCUCAUAAAAAUU